This is a messenger RNA of Kazachstania africana CBS 2517, 1071 nucleotides long. RefSeq names its product 5'-(N(7)-methyl 5'-triphosphoguanosine)-(mRNA) diphosphatase (gene DCS2). Gene Ontology annotation, molecular function: hydrolase activity; RNA 7-methylguanosine cap binding. The transcript has a single exon. Bases 1 to 1071 code for a protein of 356 amino acids. The record is from RefSeq and is a predicted model, not a curated record. Gene Ontology annotation, cellular component: nucleus; P-body. Lineage: Eukaryota; Fungi; Ascomycota; Saccharomycetes; Saccharomycetales; Saccharomycetaceae. Gene Ontology annotation, biological process: deadenylation-dependent decapping of nuclear-transcribed mRNA.
AUGAAUGAAGAGCAGCAACAUCCCACAAUAAAUGAUCUGAUCAAGAGAUUCAAAUUUACUAGGAUUCUUGAUUCAAACCCAAGAAUGAAAAUAAUUUCUCUUUUAGGUUCCAUCGAUAAUGAGGAUGCCAUCAUCACUGUGGAAAAGACGCAUUUUAUAUUUGAUGAAAACGUACGUAGGCCAUCACAGGAUAAGAACUCUCAAGAAACAAUAAUCUACCAUGUCGAAAAUGAGUACUCAUGUAUUGGUGGAAUUGAAGAGUUGAAACAAUUAACAUCCAAUGACAUUUAUUAUUGGGGGCUCUCCAUUAUUAAGCAGGAUAUUGUACAGAAUCCAACAGCAAAAAUUAAUUUGAUUUGGCCUGCUAACUACGUUCACAUAAGAAGAUACGACCAACAACAUCUACAUCUCAUUAGAGAGACUCCAGAAACGUACAAGGAAGUUGUUAAACCGUACGUUGAAGAGAUGUCUACGCCAGAAAAGUUAAAAUGGGUUUAUGAUAUACUCUAUGAGAAUUCUGAAACUUCCAGAGUAAUCUAUAAAGAUUAUGAAGAUGAUAGGAAAAAGAGUAGUUUUGUAAUAUUGCCUGACACAAGAUGGGAUGGAGUCAAUCUGGAUGGACUGUAUCUCGUAGCAUUGCCAUAUAGAGAUGAUAUUAGGACAGUUAGAGAUUUGAGGCCAAGCGACAGAGAUUGGCUGAUUGAAUUAAAUAGGAAAUUCAGAUCAAUUGUACCAGCUUGUUACAAUUUUUCUGUCCAUGCUGACGAGUUAAAAAUUUUUAUACAUUAUCAACCUUCCUACUACUAUUUCCAUUUCCAUAUUGUGAAUCUCAAACAUCCAGUCUUAACUGAUGGGUCACUGGUGGGUAAGGCAAUUCUUAUUGAAGAUGCCAUUGAUCACUUGAAGACAUUGGGUCCCGAAGGGUACAUGGCAAGGUCACUUGCAUAUGCUAUUGGAGAAAGUCAUGAGCUGUGGAGGAGAGGUCUAAAAGAUGAAGUAGGUAAACAAAUGAAGAGAGAUGGGAUACCAGAGAUUCCAAAAGUUUUAAAUGGAUUUGAAAAGGACUCAUAA